AUGGCAGAAACUUUACCACCUCAUCGCAAGUACGAUUGUCCAAUUGAGUUAAUACCAGGGUCAUCCAUACCGUUUGGACACCUAUACCCACUCAGCCCGCCAGAGUUGGCACAUUUGAAAGAAUAUCUUGAAGAAAAUCUGAGGAAAGGAUUUAUCAGACCGUCUACCUCACCCGCGGGAGCGGGAAUGUUCUUCGUAAGGAACAAGGACUCGUCUUUAAGACCUAUCAUAGACUAUCGAGAACUCAAUAAAAGAACAAUCAAAAACAGAAGACCAUCACCAAACUAUCAGGUUGGAGAUCUUGUUUGGUUAUCCACCAAGAAUUUAAAACUGCAAGUACCCAGUAAAAAACUUGGUAGUCUGUUUAUUGGACCCUUUCCUAUUGCCAAGGUCGUUAACCAGAAUGCAGUCACUUUGACAUUGCCUCCAUCAUCAAAACUUCAUCCAACCUUUCAUGUAUCACUACUGAAACCGACAAAACCAACUAGAGUAUCUACUCCAAAUGCUUCAUCUACUUCAGUUCCUUCCGAUUUUCUGGAGUAUGAAGUUGAAAGUCUGGUGGAUUCUAGGAUUUCCAGGGGCGAACUCCAGUAUUUGGUGCGCUGGAAGAACUACACCGAGGAAGAUGACACCUGGGAACCCUCCUCUAAUCUUUCCGCUCCUAAGUUGGUGGCACGAUUCCAUAGGCGAAAUCCGGAUCGUCCCCGGCCUCAAGAUUCUCCCCCAGGCAAGGUGAGAGCAGCAGUGGAAAAGGCCAUUGACGUUGGUUACAGACACUUUGACUGUGCCUAUGUGUAUCUGAAUGAGAACGAGGUGGGAGAGGGCAUCCAGGAGAAAAUCAAACAAGGGGUGGUGAAGAGAGAGGACCUGUUUGUCGUAAGCAAGCUGUGGUCAACUUUCCACGAGAAGUCCCUAGUGAAGGAAGCUAUUCAGAAGACUCUCUCUGCGCUGAAGCUGGAUUAUUUGGAUCUCUAUCUUAUCCACAUUCCAGCAGGAUUUAAGGCUGGUGAUGAAGUAUUACCCAGUGAUGAGAAAGGGAUGGUUAUUGCAAGUGACACCCAUUUCUUGGACACAUGGGAGGCAAUGGAAGAGCUGGAGGAUAAUGGAUUAGUAAAAGCCAUUGGCAUCUCAAACUUUAACCAUGAUCAGAUUGAGCUACUCCUGAAUAAGCCAGGCUUAAAAUACAAACCCGCUGUUAACCAGAUUGAGUGCCAUCCGUACCUGACUCAGAGAAAGCUAAUACCAUAUUGCCAGGCAAAAGGAAUUGCAGUCACUGCCUAUAGCCCCUUUGGAUCUCCAGACCGACCUUGGGCCACACCAGAAGAUCCAUCUCUUUUUGAGGAGCCAAAAAUUAAAGCAAUAGCUGCAAAGCAUAAGAAGACUUCAGCCCAGAUUUUGAUCCGUUUCAACAUCCAGAGAAAUGUAGUUGUCAUCCCCAAAUCUGUAACUCCAGAGAGAAUUGAAGAGAAUUUCAAGGUGUUUGACUUUGAACUGUCUCCUAAAGAAAUGGAAACAAUCUUUAGCUUUGAGAGGGGAUGGAGGGCGUGCCCGUUAAUAUUCGCCAAAAAUCACAAGGAUUAUCCCUUUGAUGCGGAAUAUUGAGCAAGAUUUACAGCAGUUUGUAGUGAUGUUUUCCCGUGAUGUAUUCACUUUAAUGACUCCCCAUUCAUUUUUUUAUUUUAGUUUCCAGUUAAACAUAGAAGUAACCACUGGUGCCUUUAGGGGAGUGUUUAAAGGCACAGUAAUAUUUUUAGCUGUGCAUAAUAAAGCUUGAAGCUUAUAUCUGUUUAGGGGAAUGUUCUGAUAUAGAUAGAUAGAUAGAUAGAUAGAUAGAUAGAUAGAUAUUGUGGAAGUGUAUUCUUUUAUUUAAAAAAUGUGAUUUGGAUUUUAAACUGCACCACCUAAAAUUACUUUUGGAGAGGGAGACUUUGAUGAUCAUUAAAAAAAAAACACAGAGUGGAGGUGCUAAAUAUUCAUUUGUUUACUGUCGCUUUAAGUAAUAAGCAUCUCUUAGCUGACCAAGUGUCUAAGUCAAAUUACAACAAUGUGGAUUUAUAAUUUGCUCUCUUAGCGUAUCCCCACGUAUGUUUCUACAAUUUGUAGUGUUACAACCUAGAAUUGAAAGGGAUUUUUUUUUUUUGGGGGGGGGGGAGGAAAUAAUACUGUUUGAUUUACACAACAUACCUUAUGAAAGCACAAAAUAUGUUUUUUGUGACAGGAAAGUUAUUUAAAGUAAAUUAAUCAAAAUAUAAGAAAAUGAAACAAAAAAACCCCCAGACAUAUGUUGUUUCAUAAAUGUUUACACCCAUAGCUAAUCAAACCUAGUGCAACCAGUUGCCUUAAAAAUCAUAUAAUUAGCUAAACGGAAUCCACCUGACCUGUGUGUAAUUAUAGUGUGAUACAAGGCUACAUUUGUUGAUGCUUAUUACACUAUUGAGGUGUCUUGUUCAGCUGAGAUCAUGAUAGAAAACUCAUUGAGCCUCAUUUCAUCUAAGUUUUUAGUGGCUGUUCCUAUCGUUAACAUCUACAGUUACUUUAAAUGUCCCAGUACUUAUCGCACAUCGUAGAUGUAAACUGCUAGAAAUGCAGAAAAAUAAUGGCUGAUCAAAUGAACUACACAUAGAACAAAGCCAACAGUGCUCAUUACCCUGAGAACACAUCCCUUCGGUAAAGCAUUAUGAUGGUAGGGAAUGGUUUUCAACUGCAGGAAUUAGAAAAUUGGCCAGGAUUGAUGGCAAGCUGUAUGGAGACAAAUACAGUUCAAUUCUGGAUGGAAAACUUGUUUCAGUCUGUAAAUACCUGAAACUGGGACAGAAGUUCACAUUAUAGCAGGAUAAUAAUCCUAUAUUUGCAACCAAAGCUACACUUGGGGCUCGAUUUAUCAAGCCCUUCUCCCCACUUUGACACACAAGCGAACCUCCAGUCAGGAUUUAUCAAGCAGCGGUUAUGAGACUGCUGCUUCCCUGCCCUGUUCUCCACCUCUUAGGUCGAGAAUUUCCACACAAGCUCUUGUCCGACCAUCUUCUCCUGUGACGGAUAGCAAGAUUACCAUUGCAUACGAGCGGGCAAGAAAAAUGGUAAAAAAAAUAUAGGCUCUAGAUGUACAAACGCGAUAGAUACUUACCCCAAAAGACAUAAAGCUGUAAUUGCAGUAAAUUGUGGUUCUACCAAGUCACUAUAAAUUAAAUUGUACUAUUACAUUGUUAUGUAUGUUCUGUAAAUCCAAUAAAGUCAAUUGUAAUUCCAGGUUGAAAGUGA
Molecule: messenger RNA, 3258 nt
Organism: Bombina bombina (fire-bellied toad)
Lineage: Eukaryota; Metazoa; Chordata; Amphibia; Anura; Bombinatoridae
Product: aldo-keto reductase family 1 member B1-like
Exons: 11
Coding region: 1-1602 (533 amino acids)
Cellular component (GO): cytosol
Molecular function (GO): aldose reductase (NADPH) activity
Source: RefSeq, a predicted model, not a curated record